AAGUUCAGAGGGGCAAAGACGGGGAGGAGGAGCCACAGUUUAAGUACUGAAGUCAUUAUUGCUUGGAGUCUAUAAAAAGGCAGUUGCACAGUAAGUAAUUUAUACAUGGUCAGCCUUGACUCUAUGGAUUUACUCAUUCCUUUUCCUCUAUUUUUGUCAUCCAUUCCCACCAAGGAGUCCCCAGCCCCCGAUGUUGGGUGAGGAGGUGGGGGCUGAAACUUCUGCUCUCUGGAGGAAAGGUUGCAGGCAAUGAAGAGGAAGAGCAGCUGAAGGAGCAGCUCUGGUAAAUAGGUACAGUUACUUCUUGAUUGCAAACAAAAGGUUACUUUUAAAAACUGAGAAUUAUUUAGCUUGAUAUGCUUUGAAUUUGCAACAAGUCACUGACAAUCAGCUUUAAGUGUUCCCCUUAUUAAGAAUCCGAUGGCUUACAACUUGCCCUGAAUGUUAUUAUUACCAAAAGAACACUGAAUAAAAUACUGAUGAUCUGGAAUAGAAAACUUAUUUUUAUGACAAAAUUCCACCCUUAUCGAUUCUGUAACCUUAGUGUAUCCUGAAAUGCAUGGAUUUGUCAUAGUUAGGUGUUAAUACUGUGUUCUUAGGUGAGCAUGUUAGUAUUGCACAGAUAAGCUGUUUAUAACACAGUUCGUGCAAACUUAAGAAUUACAAAGUUCAGGGAAGCAUUUAAAUCUUUUGCUGAAAAUGUUAAUUCUUAAUUGUGGCAAUAAUUCGAACUUCUACAUAUUGUAUUCAAGUGAGCAGGUCCUGCUGAACCUAAUACUAUAUUUUCCUACAUUUCUGGGGUCUGAGACUUGAGACUUUGAAAAAUGUUUGUUCAUUGUUCAGCAGAAUUUCCAGGACAUUGUGCUCACUUCUGGGGACUGAAUAGAACAAACAAAACUAGGAAUGAAGAGGGGAUGAAUCUCUUCUUUAGUUUGUGGUUUUAAUUUCCCUGUAAGGAUGGGUAGAAAAACUCUGAGCCAAUUGGAGGUUAAUUUAGAAUCAGUAGAGGAAUAUGGUGUGGAAAAGGCAGGAUGUGUACAAGCCAAAUUAAAUAGAAAUGGGUGAUAUUUGUUUUGUCAACUUCUGCCUGUUCUCGUCAUGCUGUAUUUUUUUUGGCAGGGUCUUUUGCCUUUUGGAAAAUGCAUUUACCACACUCCUUGGCAAGUCCCUCAGAAAGAACAGAACGUGUUUGCUUCCAGAGAUGAACACGUCCUCUCAACUGUAUGUUUCUGAACUAAACCUGAGCACCUUUGGCAGCAACUUUACUGUGCCUACUGUCAAGAGCAAGUUAUCACCAUGUGAGCAAGUGGUCAUUGCAGCUGAGGUGUUCCUAACUCUGGGCAUUGUAAGCCUCCUUGAAAAUAUCUUAGUUAUAUGUGCAAUAGUUAAGAACAAGAACUUGCAUUCACCUAUGUAUUUUUUUGUCUGCAGUUUAGCAGUGGCUGACAUGCUGGUUAGUGUGUCUAAUGCUUGGGAGACCAUAACAAUAUACUUAAUAAACAAUAGACACAUAAUUAUGGAAGAUGCCUUUGUCCGCCAUAUAGACAAUGUCUUUGAUUCAAUGAUCUGCAUAUCUGUGGUGGCUUCCAUGUGCAGUUUGCUGGCUAUAGCAGUAGACAGGUACAUCACCAUCUUCUAUGCCCUGCGCUAUCACAACAUCAUGACAGUGAAAAGAUCAGGGCUUAUUAUUGCAUGCAUCUGGACCUUUUGCACGGGCUGUGGCAUUAUUUUCAUUCUUUAUUAUGAAUCAACUUAUGUGAUCAUUUGUCUCAUCACUAUGUUUUUUACCAUGUUGUUCCUCAUGGUCUCCCUGUACAUCCAUAUGUUCCUCCUGGCUCGUACUCACGUGAAGAAAAUAGCUGCUUUGCCUGGGUACAACUCCGUCCGUCAAAGAACCAGCAUGAAAGGAGCCAUCACUCUGACUAUGCUUCUUGGCAUCUUCAUUGUUUGCUGGGCUCCAUUCUUCCUUCAUCUCAUCCUGAUGAUCUCCUGCCCUCAAAACCUCUACUGUGUUUGCUUCAUGUCUCACUUCAACAUGUACCUCAUUCUCAUUAUGUGCAACUCUGUAAUUGAUCCCUUGAUCUAUGCCUUUCGUAGCCAGGAAAUGAGGAAGACCUUCAAAGAGAUAAUUUGUUGCUAUAGCCUGAGAAUGGUCUGUGGGUUAUCAAACAAGUAUUAAGAAAACAAAGCCAAACCAGGGAAGAGAAUUGAAAUGCAACAUCUUGCCGCAUCUUGUAAUUUUGCUGGAAUGCCUAUGGAAUAUCUUUCUCCAUUCAGCUGUCAUGACUUCUGCAGCAAUCAGAAGCCAUUUUUAAAUAUGUGAUUUUACCUUUCUUUCCUUCCACGUACCUCUCUCACACUGGUGGUAGGAGCUACUCGGUAUAUCUGUAUUACAGGAAGAAAGAAUAUUUUGAAUCUCAUUUACCCUACUGAAGAUUGGAUCUUAUAAGAGGAUUAUACAGGGAAAGCCUUAUUUUUCUUUCUGCCAACGAGUGUGACCUGCCAUGCAAAUAAGCCCUUCAGCCUCUCAGUGAGUGUUUCUCUUGAUAUUCUUUGUCUCUCUAGAUACAGCAUAGCUUAUUUUGAUGCCCAGAAUUAACCGUUUUUUCGCUAUUUCCUUCUGGAGACAUAAAAUCAGAGAAGCAACUCCAGUUAUCAGGGUUCAUGUACCUCGCUCAAGAGUUAUGACCAAUAUAUAUACACCUAUCGGCAGUCCUGUAUUCCAGUCAUGACUGUUACUCUCAUAAAAAUACAUAUUAUGUAAGAGGACGGUGUUACAAUGAGAUUUUAAUAUUUAACUAAAUGUGCUCUUACCGUUGUGGGAUAUCACUGUAGGAUGUACCAUAGCUGGAUUUUAAGGCUGAAUAUGCAGACAGAGAUGGUUUUAGUUUGUCUGUUUUCUUUAUUCACCAGGGCUACGGAAGUGAAGUGUACAUGGCCUCUAGAAUAAUGAAAUGUUUUGUGGAGAUAGAAAGACUGGGUGAGUGGCUGCCUUUAUAUAGACAUUAGAAAAGCGUUUCAGCUAGGAGUAGCUUUUGUUACUGGAGGAAGCUGUACUGUAGAUUGCAUCUUUCAAGCUGUGAGAGACAAAACAACUUUGAUGAUCAGAAGGCAUAGCUGGCAAUGGCAAAACAGGGAUUUCAAAAACUCAGCCACAUGUAGCUAUAACAGAGUCCUGACUUUUUCUCCCCAAACAAACAGUUUUUGUCUUCACUGAGAGGAUUUUAAGGUGAGACCCUCAUGCCUUCUGUGUCAGUAAUUUGCAUCUACUCAUGCUCUCAUAAACAUGCUGUUCUGCAAUAGCUGUAUAAUGUGCAAAAUAUUGGAUUUUUCACAGAUGAAGGAAGUGCAACUCUGGCAUUGAUUUCUUGAUGCAAUGGAUGGUACAUAUGUUGUACUGCAAUAUAAGCUAUGAGAAUAUCUCAAGCAGUGGUGCCCUACUUACUAGAUAUCAGAAAAUACCUUGGAAAAAAUGAAUUAUCCUGAAAACUGAAAGAAUAACCCUUGUUGUGCUCGGUUUAGGGAUGCUCUAAAACUGUUGUUGUCAAUAGAACAAUGAUUCAAUGGGCCUCAGGUUAUACCUUCAAGGUGGAAGUCCUGAUCAGGUGUUAUGAAGUUUUUUUUACCAUAAUGGUAGUCAAACAUGGAAACAGGUGACCAGUGGUUGUGCAAUCUCCAUCCUUGGAGAUACUCAGAACUUGACUGGACACAGCCCUGAACAAUCUGCUCUAAGUUGAAAGCUGACUCUAACUUUGGAGUUGGCCCUCCUUUGAAUGAUUUGGAAUAGAUUACCUCCACAGGUCCCUUCCAACCCAAGUUAUUCUGUGAUUCUAUGAAACAGUUUGCAUAUUAUGAUAAAAUUAGUCCGUCC
Messenger RNA from Phalacrocorax carbo (great cormorant), 3871 nucleotides. The record is from RefSeq and is a predicted model, not a curated record. Lineage: Eukaryota; Metazoa; Chordata; Aves; Suliformes; Phalacrocoracidae.